CUUUACUUCUCCCUCUGCUCCAUCGCCCUUUCUUCUCCUUCUUCGCGAUGUUGUCUUCUACUAUUUCAACCAUUCUCCCAUCGCCGACGGUCAAUCUGGACAAAGCAUCCAAUCUCACCAGCGGCCUCACGAGUAUCCUCGCAUGCAUCAUUCCCGUCCUUGCAUUUCUGUAUUUUGGGGCUAUAAUCCUGACCUGGGAUUAUUCGAGGCGGAGAGAGGUCGCCAUCGAGAAGAGGGCGAGCUCUGCUUCGAUGAUUUCGAGAUUCAGAAGGGUUUCUGCGCCAGUCGCAUACGCGUUCACUGUGAUCAUUAGCCUGAUUGUGAUUGCUUUUUCGAGUUGGCUGCUCCUUCGCUAUUCCUUGUUCAACAAUUAUCCAAGCCCCAAAGUUCAGAUCGCACUACGGCUUGUUUCAUUCUCCGCGAGCUGGACGUUCGUUACCUCAGCGCUGCUCACCAUCCUCGUCUUGCAUCCCUCAUGGUGCAAAUACGCUCUCUGCUCGCUCGGGGCACAGACUCUGUGGGCAUGCAUCACAUGCGUAUUAUGGCUCGCUAGCGUGCUCGUGUUCAACCGUGCGACACCCAUCGCCGUGAUAUUCCGGGCUGAGGUGUGCGCGGGGAUCGUGUACUGUCAGCAUCUGCAGACCGUGCUUGUGCUGGCAGUCCUGCAAAUGUCUGGAUUCGCGAUUGGCGUGACGUAUCUGGGUUGGCGUUCGUGGCAAUGCGCCCAGCGCGUGCGACAAUCAUCUGUCCAGCCAGUUUGACCACUGAGUGAUCUGGCAAUGCUUUAUUUAUCUAACUAUGUAUCUUCCUUUGAGCUUCAAGCUGCUCGAUUUAUCCAACUAGGCCGCCGGGGAGUUUGAA
Mycena citricolor is the source of this 861-nucleotide messenger RNA. Lineage: Eukaryota; Fungi; Basidiomycota; Agaricomycetes; Agaricales; Mycenaceae. The record is from the annotation of a GenBank genome assembly.